This is a messenger RNA of Salvelinus namaycush (lake trout), 2176 nucleotides long. RefSeq names its product neutrophil cytosol factor 2-like. Gene Ontology annotation, molecular function: protein binding; superoxide-generating NADPH oxidase activator activity. NCBI's taxonomy places the organism in Eukaryota, Metazoa, Chordata, Actinopteri, Salmoniformes, Salmonidae. Gene Ontology annotation, cellular component: NADPH oxidase complex. The transcript has 15 exons. Gene Ontology annotation, biological process: phagocytosis; respiratory burst; superoxide anion generation. The coding region runs from base 54 to 1568 and encodes 504 amino acids. The record is from RefSeq and is a predicted model, not a curated record.
CCACUGUUCUCAUCUCUCCAGAUCACUGUAGCUCAUUUCCCUGAUUUGGAACAAUGUCAUUUGUGAAUACUCUAAAACAGUGGGAUGAGGCAGUGGCCUGUUUCGAACAGGGGGACUCUGCUGCUUCCCUUGGAACAUUUCUGGACAUCCAGGAAAAGAACUCCAAAAUCUUUUUCAACAUUGGCUGUCUACAUUUGAUUAAUAAGAACCUAGAUGCAGCUGAAAAGGCUUUCGAUGGCAGUAUCGGAAAGGAUGGACACUUGGCUGUUGCAUUCUUUCAAAGGGCAUUGACAUUCUACAAAAAAGAGAGGUAUGAGGAGUCUUUUGCUGAUUUCCAACAUGCCUUCAGGGAGUUGAGGGGGAACCAGCUGAUCGACUACAAACCUCUUGGUCUGAGAUACAAAUUGUAUGCUUGUGAGGUACUGCACAACAUGGCGCUGGCCCAUGCUCAGCUGGGUCAGUGGGAAAAAGCCAAAGAGACCCUCCUGACAGCUCUGAACCUCAGGACUGAGGCCAAACUCAGCCACAUUGACAGAGGUCUGGAGUGCAUCCUGAAGCAGAAGCUGUUUGAGCCAGUUGAGGUCCCGGCGAAAGUUCUGUUCAAGCCAAACAAGAACUACGUGGCUGAACUGGAGAAGAAGGACUACCUGGGCAAGGCCAAGGUUGUUUCUUCCAUCGUCUUCCAGGAUGAGUUCUCUGGCUUUGCUCCUUUACAGCCACAGGUUGAAGAGGUUCCUACCAGACCAAAGGCGCCUGAAGUUCUGAGGGCUCUGGAGGAGGGUGAGCCUCACACUGUCCUCUUUGAGUUUGUCCCCGAGACAAGUGAUGAGUUAGCUGUGGUGCCUGGCAAUAUCGUCUUUGUGCUGAACAGCGGAGAAGACAACUGGGCAUCUGUCAUCUUCAAUGAAAGAAGGGGACUUGUUCCUUAUAAUUUCCUGGAGCGUUUGGAAAUAACCUUAACAUCUAAGCAAGAUCAGGAUGGGACAGACAAGGAUGACAUCCCAGCGCCACCUAGACGAGAACCACCGAAUAGACCUCAAAGAAAAUCUGCUUUGGCUGCUGAAAAUCAAAGCAUUGGGGACACAGAAACAGAGUAUUGCCAGAUUGAAGAGUCAUCACUGUGUGUAGUGAAAGUGCACUUCACAUACACCAUAGCAAUCUGCAUGGUGCCUGGACUUCCCUACACAACCACUCUGGAGAAAAUCAGUAACAAAUUGGGCCUUCCUGCCAUGGCAAUCACCUUGAGCUAUGCACACAUAGAUUCUGGUAAAAUAGUGAUUGAUGAGAACACGAGGAUGGAAGAUGUUUGGAGCCGUGUCCACAAUGGUCGUCUAACACUGUGGUGUGAUCUCAAGGAGGGUAUGAGUGAGCAGCUGCAAAGCCAGACUCAACUGAUGGCCCUUCAUUCCUACGAGUCUUCAACUCCAGAGGACCUCGAGUUCCAUCAAGGAGAUACCAUCUUACUUCUCUCCAAAGUCAAUGAAGAUUGGUUUGAGGGACAGUGCAACGGGAAGAUUGGCAUAUUCCCAGCCUCCUUUGUGGAAGAAGUUCCCAUGAAAGAUAAAUAAUAUGAUCAGAACAAAUGGCUAAGGAACAAUGACUGUCGAGAUUGUGGGAUUUGUUCUACUUUGUCUUUGUUCUGGAUACCGUCAACCAACAGUCAUCAAAGAAAAACAUACAAAAGCAUAGACACAAAGUCAGAUUUCUACAUUUACGUUGAGGGAAGACAUUUAAGUCAGAAAAGUAAUUACCCAAGCAAGGACUUUUCUUCACUAGGCUGAUAUUUACUGAUUUGUGUGAUGUUAUUGUUAAAGUAUGAAGUUUAAUAACUGUUUUGGCAGGCACAAAUCAAGCAUGCCCUGGUUUUCUACGUAUUUGAAUGUAAUGCAGUAGUAUGUUUUUAAUUAUUUGUUAUGUGUAUGCAUCGGACACCAAAAAUUCAGUUUCCUCAGGAAAAAUGUAGUUCUGCUAAGUUAUUUUCUUAUGUCAUUGUUAAACAAAUUAAACAUUGGUUAUAUAGCCAUAGACUAUUCUGAGUUCCAGUUUUAAGACCUUUGGUAUGCGUGUACAGAGCACAAUUAAUUUAAACUAUGACUGAUCUAAAUAGCCUAUAUUGACCUAUAUAUAGCCUAUAUUGAUUAUAAUGAAAAAAUAAAAAUCAGACAACUUGAAUAUA